AUGUCCACUGUGGCAAUUCUAAUCAUCAUUCCGGUUUUCUGCGGUGCCGUUGAGGUGAACUGCUCCCAGCCGGACCAUCCCAGCUUCCUGGUGGCUCUGUCUCCUGCCUUCGACCUGAGCGCUAUACGACCCGUCGAGAACCAGAAGACCUGCACCAACAUCAGCGUGCACUUCACUCUCUACGGGAUAUUAGGAGUGGAUGAAAAGUCCCAACUCCUCAUCACUUACAUUUGGCUCUACUAUUGGUGGAAGAAUGAGUUCAUCAGUUGGGAUCCAGUCCAAUGUGGCACCGACAAGAUUUCUCUUCCCAAGGAAAAGUUUUGGAUUCCAGAUAUUGUAAUCAAUGAGUUCAUGGAGGAAAAUAAAGCGCCAUCAGUUCCGUAUCUUUACCUGUAUAAUGACGGUAAAAUUAAGGAUACAUUUCCUGUCAGAGUUGUGAGCUCCUGCAACCUGAAUAUCUACACUUUUCCCUUCGACAUACAGAACUGCUCUCUGACUUUCAACUCCUAUGUGUACUAUGCUCAAGAGAUCAAAGUUUUCCUCGGGCGAGACCCGAAAACAAUCACAGAGCUCUCGAAGAAUGUGAUGACCACCAUGGGUGAAUGGGAGCUGGUGGACAUCACGGCACAGAAACUAGUAAAUAAUGAUGAGUCGGGUCUUUAUACAGACAUGCUUGCAUUUUAUGUCCGAGUGCGGCGCCGUGCCACCAUGUACGUGGUGAAUCUGCUGCUGCCCAGCUGCUUCCUCAUCACUUUGGACCUCUUCAGCUUCCUGCUGCCUGCUGAGAGCACAGACAGGUCCUCCUUCAAGAUGACCCUCAUCCUGGGCUACACCGUCUUCCUGCUCAUCAUGAACGACCUGCUGCCAGUCACUGGAAACACCAUACCUCUGAUAAAUGUCUUCUUCUCUCUCUGCCUGGCUCUGAUGGUGGCCAGUCUGCUGGAGACCAUCCUCAUCACCAACCUGCUGAGCAACUCGCCUGACUUCUCUCCUGUCCCUCGAUGGAUUCGUAUUCUCGUUCUGAAUUGUCUCGGCUGUCUCGUUUGCAUGCCGCGAAAAACUGAGAAGCCCAAAAAUUCAGGUAGGGUACCUUAA
This is a messenger RNA of Xiphophorus couchianus (Monterrey platyfish), 1095 nucleotides long. RefSeq names its product 5-hydroxytryptamine receptor 3C-like. Gene Ontology annotation, cellular component: postsynaptic membrane. The record is from RefSeq and is a predicted model, not a curated record. Gene Ontology annotation, molecular function: transmembrane signaling receptor activity; extracellular ligand-gated monoatomic ion channel activity. The coding region runs from base 1 to 1095 and encodes 364 amino acids. Gene Ontology annotation, biological process: monoatomic ion transmembrane transport. Lineage: Eukaryota; Metazoa; Chordata; Actinopteri; Cyprinodontiformes; Poeciliidae. The transcript has 8 exons.